Camellia sinensis is the source of this 1443-nucleotide messenger RNA. Lineage: Eukaryota; Viridiplantae; Streptophyta; Magnoliopsida; Ericales; Theaceae. The record is from RefSeq and is a predicted model, not a curated record.
AUGUUUCAAAAGGAAAGGGCUAAUGCAGAGAGGUUGUUGGAGCCAACUAGAGCAUCAUGGAAGAAAAAGGGGUUGAGUAUUGUUUCAGAUGGAUGGACUGAUUCUCAAAGAAGGCCCCUUAUUAAUUUUAUGGGAGCAUCAGAAGCUGGAGCAGUGUUCUUGAAAGCUAUUAAUUGUGAAGGUGAGCAUAAAGACAAGUUUUUUUUUAGUUCCAACUUAAUUAGUCAAUCAAUUGAAGAAGUUGGACAUCAAAAUGUCAUUCAAGUCAUUACAAAUAAUGCUCCCGUGUGUAGUGUAACUGGUUUACUCAUUGAAAGUAAGUACUCGAUUAUCUUUUGGACACCAUGUGUAGUUCACACACUGAAUCUUGCUCUUAAGAAUAUUUGUGCUCUAAAGGAAAUAGAGGGUAUUGCUUUUGCUUAUGAUGAAUGUCACAGGAUCACACUUUGUGUUGAUGGUGAGAUGUUUAUCAAAAACUGCAUCAUGAACCAUUCCAUGUGGUUAUCUAUUUUCAAUAAAUUCAUACCCUUGAAGUUGCUUGCUGUUGCAGACACACGUCUUGCAUCUGCCAUUGUCAUGCUCAAAAGGUUUAAACUUAGAAAGCGUGGCCUCCAAUCAAUGGUUAUUAGUGACCAGUGGGUUUCUUACAAAGAAGAAGAUGUUGGAAAAGUAGCAUCUGUGAAGGAAAAAUUAUUGAAUGAUGUGUGGUGGGAUAAGAUUGAUUACAUUUUGUCUUUUACAUUGCCUAUCUAUGAGAUGCUUUGGUUUUGUGACACUAACAAACCAUGCAUUCACUUAGUCUAUGAAAUGUGGGACACCAUGAUUGAAAAGGUGAAGGCAAGCAUCUUUAGGCAUGAAGGGAAACUAGAUGAUGAGGAAUCAAUCUUUCAUUCCGUUGUGCACAAUAUACUAGUUGAGAGGUAUUAUAGUUCAAUGUGGCUUAAUGAAAAUCUGAAUCGUGUCCCUCCUCAUAGGGAUGAAGAAAUUUCAAGUAUGAGAAACAAGUGGUUCAAGAAAUACUUUCCAAAUUUACUGGAGAGAAGGGUUGUAAAUGUGGAAUAUGCUGAGUUUUCAGGAGGUUUGUAUAUGUUUGGAGAUUUUGACUCCAAAAUUGAUAGAGGAGUAUUGGAUCCACUAAUUUGGUGGUUUACACAUGGGUCUCCUGCUCCUAUGCUUCAAUCUUUAGCAUUAAAAUUGCUUGGCCAGCCAUGUUCCUUAUCAUGCUAUGAAAGGAAUUGGAGAACCUACUCCUUUAUUUACUCCAUGAAAAGAAACAAAAUGACACCACAACAUGUUGAAGAUUUGGUUUUUGUGCACAACAAUCUUCAUCUCCUAUCAAGGAGAAGUCGACAGUACAUUAAAGGAGAAACCAAGUUAUGGGAUGUUGGUGGAGAUGCUUUUGAUUCAUUGAAGGGUGCAGGCUUACUUGAAAUUGCCUCUUGA